AGAGGGACACACAUACAACAUUAAACAAACCCUCACGGAGCUUGAAAUCAUCGUUUUGUCGUUCAACUUACAGACACAUAGACAAAAGCACAACCAUCAUGUCGAUGUCAGCGGCGCAGGCGAGAACAACUCUUAAAGAGGUGAUGCAAUACGCGGAGGAGGGCAUCCACUACGAUGACGACGGGGAGCUCCAACUACUCACGGAGAGAGUGCCGAGUUACUUCGAUGUUAGAGUGAACAUUCGUGCAAGCAUCGCUGCGAACGGAGAGGAGUCGCUCAGAGCACGGAUGCUAUUGGCACGGUUCACUGAGGCGCAUGAUUUGCGUGUAGACAACACUGCUGAUAGCAGUGCAUACAGUUUGAGAAAAGUGGUUGGUUGGAUGUGCACAGAAGGGAUGUCCGAUGAAGGCGACGUGGAUAUGACAAAGCAGCAGAAGGGUGGAACAUACAUGUCACCCGAUUUCAAGCAGAUGUUGAUGACACAGGCGAAGAAAUGGGGAAUGCUUGUUGAAGGUUCUAAGGACGAGAUGAAGAGCGGUGCAACAUAAAUUUUAGUACUCUYGCGUUUGAAGGACAUACCGCAAGCUCCCCUGCAAGACUUCCAAAAACUUCCAGUAACUAUUGCAAACGAGGUG
Chara braunii is the source of this 635-nucleotide messenger RNA. NCBI's taxonomy places the organism in Eukaryota, Viridiplantae, Streptophyta, Charophyceae, Charales, Characeae. The record is from the annotation of a GenBank genome assembly.